Messenger RNA from Capsicum annuum, 825 nucleotides. Its product is annotated as F-box/kelch-repeat protein At3g23880-like. Bases 1 to 825 code for a protein of 274 amino acids. The transcript has 2 exons. NCBI's taxonomy places the organism in Eukaryota, Viridiplantae, Streptophyta, Magnoliopsida, Solanales, Solanaceae. The record is from RefSeq and is a predicted model, not a curated record.
AUGCCCGGCAAGUGGGGCGUGGAUUGUCCCAUUUCAUCAGCUUGUGUAGUGGGUUCUGCCAAUGGACUCGUUUUUCUGUUCAAUCAAAGGGAGACAUGUAUAUUGAAUCCCACCAUCAGAAAGUCUAAGAAAUUAUAUGUGAUGUGGGGUUCCUCUUUAGCUGCCAAAUGUGGUUUUGGAUAUGAUGAGUCACAUGAUGAUUACAAAGCUCAAUUUAUCAGUUGCUGUCGUAAUUCCUCCCAUCAUGUGGUCACCAUUCACAGUUUGAGGAGUGAUUCAUGGACGACAGUCCAUGAGCACUUUCAGGGCAUCUUUCUAAUUAAUCGUUUGGGUAAAUAUGUCAACGGGAAGCUUUAUUGGUCUUCAUCCACUGGUAUUAGCACUUACAUUGUGUCCAAAAUCAUUUCUUUUGACUUAGCAGACGAGACGUGGGGAAGUGUGGCACUUCCCUUUUGUGGACAAGACAAGUCUAAUUUCAAACUGGGAGUCAUGGGAAUAGAUCUUUCUCUGAUUUAUACUUGUCAUUCAGGUGCUACUACUACUGACGUAUGGAUUUUGAAGGAUUGCAGUUCCUGGACAAAACUGUUCACCAUCAAAUUUCCUCAACGUGCUGGGCCAUAUCUGUUUCCUUCACCCAUUUACACAUUCUCUAUGCAUUUUUGUGAGUCAAAUAAGGGUGACAUUUUAAUUUUAAAUUCCUCAUUUAUCAUGAUAAUAGACGGCUCAACCAGAAAACUAGAGCACAAUGCUGAUGUUGAGGUAGAAGAAAUCUAUUUAGAGAGCCUUGUUAGCCCUCUAACAAUAUCUGACCAAGGACGUCGUUAG